Messenger RNA from Aspergillus viridinutans, 747 nucleotides. RefSeq lists its product as uncharacterized. The transcript is spliced from 4 exons. Lineage: Eukaryota; Fungi; Ascomycota; Eurotiomycetes; Eurotiales; Aspergillaceae. The coding region runs from base 1 to 747 and encodes 248 amino acids. The record is from RefSeq and is a predicted model, not a curated record.
AUGGCUACUCAGAUGGCUUCGGUUACCAACUCCGCUUCAGCUCGUCAGCCAGCUGCAGCCUCUGGCUCCGGCGGGAGAAAUCCAGACCGGAACAAUGGCGACCGGCGCGGCCCUGGCGAGGGCAAGGUGAUGAAGGCAAAGAAGAAGGGCCAGUGGUGUGUUUUCUGUCGACGCUGGGGUCACGACGCUGCGAAGUGUCGUGUUGGUGCCCGCGUCCUGGCCGCCGCGGCUGCGGUGUUACAGAUCCAGGGCCAUCUUCCCCCUCCUCCUCCUCCUCCUCCCCGUUCUCCUCCCCAUCCUCGUGGCCGGCAGAAUCGUCCUCGCAUGGAGGGCCCAAACAGCCGGGAGCGUCGUGAAGAACGACGCCGGCUGCAGCGCCUGCAACAGCAAAUGCAGGAGGAGGCUCAGCUGCACCAAGUACAAGGCCAGGAGGAUGAACGGGAGCAACGAGUCGAUUCGCCUCAGGGCGAAGAGAAGGACACUACUCGUGGAGCCGAUCACCAAAGUGUCCUCAUUCCCUUGACGGCACUGAAGAAGUGUCCUCAUUCCCUGACGGCACUGAAGAAGUGUCCUCAUUCCCUGACGGCACUGGAGAAGUGUCCUCAUUCGCUGCUGACGACACUGGAGAAGUGUCCUCAUUUCCUUGACGGCACUGAAGAAGUGUCCUCAUUCCCUGACGGCACUGAAGAAGUGUCCUCAUUCCCUGACGGCACUGGAGAAGUGUCCUCAUUCGCUGGACGGCACUGA